AAGUAUUUUUUUGAUACAUGCAUUUUUCUUUCUUUAUUAUUUGUAAUGAAUUUAGAAAAGUUAAAUAAAUUAAUAUUAAUUAGUUAUCGAAUAAAUAAAUAAAUAAAUAAUUGCUGAGUAAUAUUUUUUGGAUAAUUUCAAUUUUCGUAUUUUUUGGAUUAAGUAUUAACAAUGGAUAGUAAUAGAGAUGAAUCAGAACGUUGUAUAGAUAUAGCUGUCGAAGCCUUAAAUGCUAGUAAUUAUGAAAAAGCUGAAAAAUUUUUAAGAAAAGCCCAAAUUCUUUAUCCAUCACAAAAAGCAACCGAUUUAUUGCAUCAUUUGAAAAAAAUUUAUAACCCAAAAAAUGGUGUACAUCAAAGAAGAAAACCACAAGAAGAAAAAAACAAUACACCACCAGAUCAAGAAAAUUCUCAAACUUAUACCAAAGAGCAAUUAGAUUUAGUGAAAAAAAUUAAUAAGGCUAAAGAUUACUAUGAAAUGUUAAAUAUUACUAAGGAAGCUACAGAUUCUGAAAUAAAAAAAGCAUAUAAAAAAAUUGCUCUUCUAUUACAUCCAGAUAAAAAUAGCGCUCCUGGUUCAUCAGAAGCUUUUAAAUUGGUGGGAACUGCAGUAGCUACCUUAACUGAUCCGAAAAAACGAAAAGAAUACGAUUUUGUAUCAAAAAAUCCGUACAUUACAAACAGAAGAGAAAAUAAUUUUAGCAACGGAAGCGGAUUUUCUGGCUUUCAUCACCAUUUUCACAGUAAUUAUGAAAAUGAUCGUUUUGAAUCUGAAGUAUCACCAGAAGAAUUAUUCAAUAUGUUUUUUGGAGAAUUUCCAUCUCAAGAGAGAAGACGUUUUAAUAGUAGUAAUCAUCAACAUCACGAAACUGGUCCACAACCUAGUUUGGCAUUUGGUCUCAUAUUAGUUUUAAUUCUGAUAUCGAUGUUGUCGUCGUUCUUUACAUCAGACCCACUAUACAGGUUGUCAUAUUCAAAUAAUUACAAUGUUCAAAGACACACAGUUCAUUUAGGAAUACCGUAUUAUGUAAAACAGAGCUUCGCUGAUGAUUACCAAGGUUCUGUAGCGCGUUUAGAAAGUUCAGUUGAAGAAGACUAUAUAAAUACUAUGAAACAAAAUUGUUUCCGAGAAAAAAAUUAUCGUGAAGCUAUGAUAUCAAGAGCUCGGACAUUUGGUUCGCGUUCACAAAUAGCUCAAGCUCAAGCGCUAAAAAUACCAUCCUGUGAAAAUUUAGCAAAAAUUGGAUUGACAAGAUAUGCAAUGUUUUAAUACAAGAUACAGUAUUUUCAUUUGCUUAUGCGACACAAUAUGAAUUGAAAGAAUGUAUGUAUUAUAUGUACAGUACAAAUUUUUUUCAUUUUCAUUUAAUUAAAUUUUUACAUAUUCAUAUAUUAAGUUAAAUUAGAUAAUUUUGUAACAAAAAUGAAUCAGUAUUUUAGAAAAUAUUGUGUCAUUCAAAUGAAUAAUAGAGCUUCAGAAGAUGAAAAAUUACAUGUAUCAUAAGUUUAUCAAAACAAAAGUGAAAGUAUAUCAACAUUAUAAUUGUGGACGUUCAUAAAAAUUAUUUUUUUGUUAUUUUUUGUUGUAAAAUAUUGGUUGUUAAAUUUUAUUAUUUGCAAAAAUUAAGACAAACUUAAUUUAUUUAUGUAUCUAUUAAUUGUUGAAUUUCUUGUUUAAUUUAAAAUAAAUCUUUUAAAUACUGAAUAAAAUAAUUUGAUGCCUU
Messenger RNA from Condylostylus longicornis, 1723 nucleotides. RefSeq names its product dnaJ homolog subfamily B member 14-like. Gene Ontology annotation, molecular function: Hsp70 protein binding. Gene Ontology annotation, cellular component: endoplasmic reticulum membrane. Lineage: Eukaryota; Metazoa; Arthropoda; Insecta; Diptera; Dolichopodidae. The transcript has 4 exons. The record is from RefSeq and is a predicted model, not a curated record. Gene Ontology annotation, biological process: cellular response to misfolded protein. Bases 172 to 1269 code for a protein of 365 amino acids.